AUGGGUGACGGUGACGUCCUGGUGACUGCGCUUCUCCUGCUGCUGGCCGCCGUGGCUGUCUGGUGGGCCUUUGGCCACCGGCAACAAGGGAGCCGGCAGACACGGACAGCGAUGUGGAGCAAGCGCCCCAGGAGGCUCAGUGAGACCUGUCAGCCUGCGGAAGGAGCAGAACCCGUGGACAGGUCUCCCAGCUCCCUUGGACUCGUGGACUACAACAACACGGGCGCAAUCCUGACCCUUUACGUGUCAGGCGAAAGCCCACAAGUCCAAAUGGGAGCCCAGCCCGAUGCAGGGGAGCCUGCUCAGGAGCAGCUGACGGGACAGCAAGUGUCCUGGAGCCAGAAGUGGUCAUUCCACAAAGGCCAGGACAGCCAGGACGCUGUGCCGGUUGUGCCCACCAGCAACAGCCCGAGCCUGGUGGUGGAGACGAGCCUCCAGGUGCUAUGGAGGUUCCUCCAUCUGCAGGAAGCUGCCCCAAGACAGUCCUCGAGUGCCGCAAAGGGCUUUCUAGAAGCAGCUGCUCCUGGGAUCCCCCUGUGCCCAGCCUCGGGCUGCAGCCCCGGCCGUCGGCAGGAGCAGAGCCCAGCCCACGACGCCGGGGACAGCGCCGGUGCCGCCCUGCCCCGCUGCCCCGGGGCUGCCGCAGCCGCCUGUGCGCGCUGCCCCGGCCCGGCUCUGCCGCUCGCCAGCCCGGCGGCUGCAGGGCGGCGGCCGCUGCCCGGCGCGCAGCAGGAAGCGGGGCAAAGGGAGCAGCGGCAGGAGCUGUACCUGUGGGGCCCGCAGCUGGGCAGCGGCGGCUUCAGCACCGUCUUCUCGGGCAUCCGCCUCUCGGACGGCAGCCCGGUGGCCCUCAAACGCGUGGCCCGGGAGAGCGUCCUGCAGUGGGACGAGCUGCCCGACGGCACCCGCGUGCCCAUGGAGGUGGCGCUCAUGGAGAAGGUGGGCUCUGGCUGCCACAACAUCAUCCAGCUCCUCGACUGGUUUGAGCUGCCCGACAGCUUCAUGCUGGUCCUGGAGCGUCCGCAGGCAUCGCAGAAUCUCCUGCAGUUGCUGCAGGAGCAGGGGUGCCUGUGCGAGGAGCAGGCGCGCUGGCUUUUCUGCCAGGUGCUGGAGGCCGUGCGGCACUGCACCGCCUGCGGCGUCCUGCACCGGGACAUCAAGCCAGAGAACCUCCUCGUGGACCCGGAGAGCGGCGACCUGAAGCUCAUCGACUUCGGUUGUGGCACCUUCCUCCAGGAGCGGGCCUUCUCGGGCUUUGCCGGAACGCACGCGUACAGCCCGCCCGAGUGGAUCUGGCUGGGUUACUACCACGGCCACGCGGCCACCAUCUGGUCCCUGGGCGUGCUGCUUUACGUCAUGGUCUGCGGCAGCCUCCCCUUCCAGGAUGACCCUGACAUUGUGCUGGGGAAGGUCUUCUUCCAGCGGCAGGUCUCUCCAGAGCUCCAGCACCUGAUCCGAUGGUGUUUGGCCAAGCACCCUGCGGACAGGCCGGAGCUGGAGGAGAUCUCGCGCCACCCUUGGGUGCAGGGCCGGCGUUUUUGAUGCCUUGCCGGAGCCUCUGCAGCACCCACUAACCGAGUCCCACGCAGGACUGAGGACCCGAGAAAUAAAACAACAAACCCA
Molecule: messenger RNA, 1623 nt
Organism: Taeniopygia guttata (zebra finch)
Lineage: Eukaryota; Metazoa; Chordata; Aves; Passeriformes; Estrildidae
Source: RefSeq, a predicted model, not a curated record